AUGGCCUGCUCGAGUGAGAUCCAAGCAGCGUUUAUUCUCUCUUCCUUUGUGACCUUCUUCCUUGGACUCCUCAUCUUACUCACUUUCAGACUAAUCUGGAGAAGCAUUAAAAAAUGGCAAAACAUCAAGGGAACAGGAAUUCUCUUGGAACUACUCUUGACAAAGAGCAUCGGUGAUAGACAUUUAAAAAGUCUCCACUUCCAAGGAGCAUUUCGUAAUCGUAUAGAAAUGCUGCUUUCAGCACAGACCUUUGUGGGGCAAGUGUUGGUGAUCCUUGUAUUUGUACUAAGCAUUGGGUCUCUUAUAAUCUAUUUCAUCAACUCUUCUGACCCUGUUGGAAGCUGUUCUUCAUAUGAAGACAAAACCAUCCCUAUUGAUUUGACUUUCAAUAUGUUCUUUAGUUUCUAUUUUGGGUUGAGAUUUGUGGCAGCUGAUGACAAGAUCAAGUUCUGGGUGGAGAUGAAUUCCAUUGUAGACAUCUUUACCAUUCCACCAACCUUUAUUUCUUAUUAUUUGAAGAGUAAUUGGCUAGGUUUACGGUUCUUACGAGCUUUGCGCCUACUAGAACUCCCUCAAAUCCUGCAAAUUCUCCAAGCCAUCAGAACCAGCAAUGCAGUGAAGUUUUCCAAACUGUUAUCAAUAGUGCUCAGUACCUGGUUCACAGCUGCAGGAUUCAUUCACCUGGUGGAAAAUUCUGGUGAUCCCUGGCUCAAAGGUAGAAAUUCACAGAAUAUAUCAUAUUUUGAGUCUAUUUACCUGGUCAUGGCAACAACGUCAACUGUUGGCUUUGGAGAUGUGGUAGCCAAGACAUCCCUAGGACGGACCUUCAUCAUGUUUUUCACUCUGGGGAGUUUGAUCCUAUUUGCGAAUUAUGUCCCUGAAAUGGUGGAACUUUUUGCUAACAAGAGGAAAUAUACCAGUUCCUAUGAAGUAGUCAAAGGGAAAAAGUUCAUCGUGGUCUGUGGAAACAUUACAGUUGACAGUGUGACUGCUUUCCUGAGGAAUUUUCUCCGCCAUAAGUCAGGGCAAAUCAAUAUCGAGAUUGUUUUUCUGGGAGAGGUCCCUCCUUCCUUGGAAUUAGAAACCAUAUUUAAGUGCAACAUGGCCUUUACAACUUUUAUUUCUGGAUCUGCUCUUAAGUGGGAUGAUCUGAGGCGGGUUGCGGUGGAAUCUGCAGAAGCAUGCCUGAUUAUAGCCAACCCUUUGUGCAGUGAUUCGCAAGCUGAAGACACUUCAAACAUUAUGAGGGUUCUCUCUAUCAAGAACUAUUACCCUAAUACCAGAGUCAUCAUACAGAUACUUCAAUCCCAUAACAAGGUUUUUCUGCCAAAGAUCCCCAGUUGGAACUGGAAUACGGGAGACAACAUCAUCUGCUUUGCUGAGUUGAAGCUUGGCUUCAUCGCCCAAGGCUGUCUGGUGCCAGGCUUGUGCACCUUUCUGACGUCUCUAUUUGUUGAACAAAACAAAAAGGUUUCUCCUAAACAGCCCUGGCAAAAAUAUUUCAUUAAUGGCCUGAAGAACAAAAUCCUGACUCAACGUCUCUCUGAUGACUUUGCUGGAAUGAGUUUUCCUGAAGUUUCCCGGCUUUGCUUUGUGAAGUUGGGACUCAUGCUGAUAGCCAUCGAACACAAAUCCAUCUUUCAUGGUUACUGUGGUCUGGUACUAAACCCGCCCGCACAAGUUAGGCUGCGUAGGAACACACUAGGGUUCUUUAUUGCUGAAUCUACAAAGGAAGUCAUAAGAGCCUCCUUUUACUGUGCCACCUGUCACAGUGGUAUCUUUACUCCUGAGCUGAUUGGAAAAUGUAGCUGCAAAGCCAAGAUCCAUCGACACUUCCCAGUGGUCCCUGCUGUUAAAUUUUUUAAAAAAUGCCUUGAUGGGCUCACCAGUAGACUGGACAAAACAGAAGAGAGAACAAAGUUGACAUUGGGAACAAUAUCAAUAGUCAAUUAAAAAACAAGGACUUUUCUGUAUGAAACAGAACAAGAUUCUGACCAGCUCGAUAGCAGCGGCAUGUUUCACUGGUGCAAAGCAAUCCCUCUGGACAGUGUGAUUCUGAAACGAAUGGACAAGUCAAAACAUGAGUUUCGGAACCAUGUAGUAGCAUGCGUCUUUGGAGAUGCGACCUCAACACUGAUGGGGCUUCGGAAUUUUGUAAUGCCCCUGAGAGCGAGCAACUAUACACGGCCAGAGUUGAAGGACAUUGUGUUCAUUGGGUCUCUGGAUUACCUGAAGAGAGAAUGGCUAUUUCUGCAGAAUUUUCCCCGGAUAUACAUUCUACCUGGAUCUGCACUCUUUCCUGAAGACCUCCGUGCAGCCAACAUAGAGGAAUGUUGCAUGUGUGCUGUUUUAUCCUCCUCAUCCAAGGCAUCAAGCAACCCAGCUUUGGUAGACACAGAGACCAUCAUGGCCACACUCAACAUCGGAUCACUGAGGAUUAGCUGCUCUUCAGAAACCAGUUGUAGUGUCUCCAGAAGCACUGGUGGAUACUCCAGAUUUUCUGAGAAAACAAAAUGCCGAAGAAUCCCCAUCCUCACCGAACUGAAAAAUCCUUCUAAUAUUCACUAUAUUGAACAGCUGAGUGGCCUGGAUGAAACUGUCUCAGGAACAAACCUGCAUCUCAGCACAUCCUUUUCCACGGGCGCUGUCUUUUCUGGCAACUUCUUGGAUUCCCUCCUGGCCACAGCCUUCUACAAUUAUCAUGUCCUGGAAUUACUUCAGAUGCUGGUGACAGGAGGGAUAAGUUCUCAGCUGGAACAACAUUUGGAUAAGAGUACCUGUGGGCUGACCCACAGCUGCACUUCAGUUAUGCCUGGAAGAACACGGUGUAAGCUGGGUCUUCUGUCCUUAAAUGAAACCAUUUUGUCAGACAUUCAACCAAGAAACACAUUUGGCCAAGUGUUCUGUGGCUCGUUAGAUAAUUUUGGAAUCCUGUGCCUUGGUUUAUACCGCAUGAUAGAUGAGGAGGAGAACAAGCCGGAACAAAAAAGGGAAGUAUGCUUGCUUGGAGAGUUUGUGAUCACCCGGCCAGCCAACGAUUUUAAGCUCCUGACCUCGGAUCUUGUGUUUUGUGCCAUCCCUUUCAGCACUUCUUAUUACAAAUUGGAUACUUCAUCUCAGAGUCUAUAUGAAAUGAUAAAUAUGGUGCCAGCCUCAGAGAAGCCUACAAACAUAAGUCAUUCUUCUACCGUUGACCCCGUCAACUGGACUACAACACAACCUCUGACUACAUCCGUUCAUUAUUUGGGGCCAAAAACUAUUUCUGUUAGUGAUUCUAAGCAAGCGGUAUGGACUCAGAGCAGUAAACUAUCACCCAGAGACAUUUAG
This is a messenger RNA of Ailuropoda melanoleuca (giant panda), 3327 nucleotides long. It is a transcript of the gene KCNU1, whose product is annotated as potassium calcium-activated channel subfamily U member 1. Gene Ontology annotation, biological process: potassium ion transmembrane transport. The transcript is spliced from 30 exons. The record is from RefSeq and is a predicted model, not a curated record. Gene Ontology annotation, molecular function: potassium channel activity. Gene Ontology annotation, cellular component: membrane. Lineage: Eukaryota; Metazoa; Chordata; Mammalia; Carnivora; Ursidae.